Rhipicephalus sanguineus (brown dog tick) is the source of this 560-nucleotide messenger RNA. Its product is annotated as clavesin-2. Gene Ontology annotation, molecular function: phosphatidylinositol bisphosphate binding. The record is from RefSeq and is a predicted model, not a curated record. Lineage: Eukaryota; Metazoa; Arthropoda; Arachnida; Ixodida; Ixodidae. The coding region runs from base 49 to 531 and encodes 160 amino acids. Gene Ontology annotation, cellular component: membrane. The transcript is spliced from 3 exons.
UGGGAUCCUAAUGAAGUAAUCCACGCCCUCUUUCUGCGCGCCAUUCUUAUGUGCCUAGAGUUCAUGGCGUUCGAUCCUUCAGCACAGACUCUCGGUAUGGUUUUGAUCAUAGACUGUCAGGACUUCGCUGUGGAAAACGCGCUGUCAUUGAAACCUGGCCUAGUGAAGAGAGGAGUGGAAUACGUGCAGGACUGCAUGCCAUCAAGGAUUAAAGCUUUCCACGUUAUGCGACAAGGGCGUGCUUUCGACGUCUUCUUCAGCAUCAUGAAGCCUUUCAUGAGAAACAAGAUGGCCAGAAGGUUUAUAUUGCAUGGAGAAAACUUCGCGAGCCUCCACAAGCACAUUUCACCGGAACAACUACCUCCACAGUUCGGUGGACAGGCGCCUCCACUAGACUACGAUGCCUUCUGGAACAAAAUGGACGAAGUGGAAGACGUCUUCGAAAGAAAUGGUCGCUACGGCUACCCCAAGAACAACAACGGUGACUUCGCUACGCAGGAGGAAGUUGAAAGAGCUUUGGAGUUUCUGUGACGUACAAAGAACUCUGAGUAAAUAAUAAA